Molecule: messenger RNA, 1462 nt
Organism: Suillus subalutaceus
Lineage: Eukaryota; Fungi; Basidiomycota; Agaricomycetes; Boletales; Suillaceae
Exons: 2
Coding region: 60-1280 (406 amino acids)
Biological process (GO): activation of GTPase activity; nucleocytoplasmic transport
Cellular component (GO): nucleus; cytosol; perinuclear region of cytoplasm
Molecular function (GO): small GTPase binding; GTPase activator activity
Source: RefSeq, a predicted model, not a curated record
CCAAUUCACCCUUGUGUUUGUGAACAACACUCACAACGAUCGAUUGCGUAUCGCUAACCAUGGCGGCAUCUAAGACGAUCCUUGACAUUCGUGGCAAACAGUUGAAGCUUGAAAAAGCUGCUGACGUUGCCCCCUUCAUCACUGGCGUCGACCCUACCAAACUCACCGCUAUCCACCUUGGAGGCAAUUCUAUCGGCGUGGACGCUGCCAAAGAAUUUGGUCGAUUCCUCGAGACUGCGGACGUGCUUCAACUUGCAGACUUGGGAGAUAUCUUCACGGGACGUACUAUCGAGGAGAUCCCUGCUGCUAUACAAGCACUCCUCGAUCCACUCUCACACAAGACCUCCCUUCGAGAGAUAAAUCUCAAUGAUAACGCAUUCGGAGAGCGUGUUGUACCCUUCCUUACACCCUUCCUCGAAACUAAUCACUCCAUACGCGUCCUCCGCCUCAAUAACAAUGGCCUCGGGCCUGCUGGUGGCAAGAAUAUUGCAGAAGCUGUGUGCAAGUCUGCACCAACAGAUGGCUCACGAUCAAAUCUUGAGGUUGUCAUCUGCGGCCGAAAUAGGCUAGAGGAUCCAGGUGCUACCGCCUGGGCUAAGGCGUUCGAGGCACACAAGACACUCACAGAGGUGCAAAUGCCCCAGAACGGCAUUCGUAUGGAUGGUGUUGAAGCCCUUGGGCGAGGUCUUGUCGCAUGCUCUGAAUUGCAGAUUGUCAAUUUUCAGGACAAUGCAUUCAUAGAUGUGGAGAUGGAUGAAGAAGGCCGGAAAGCUGUUCGUGCAUGGGGUGAGGCCGUCAAAACCAGCUGGCCAAAGCUACGCUUCCUAGACCUCUCUGACUGCAUGCUCUCGAACGGGGAAGGCGAAGUGCCACCACUCCUAGAAGCUUUCAACGAUGCGAAUACGAAGAACCUACAGAAUCUUCAGGAGCUACGAUUGCAGAACAACAACCUCGAUGCCAAAAGCUACGAGGUCCUCGCCCAAGCCGUGACGAAGUUGACCAAGCUGAAACGGCUAGACCUGCAGGACAAUGAUGACGUUGAGGAUAACGAACAUCUAGAUGACAUCGCCGAACACCUGAAAGCUCACGGCGGCAAGCUUAUCCGUACGGAAGAGGACGAAGAGGAGGAGGAAGACGACGAAGAUAAUGUCGAAGAGUCACCAGAGGAGGCUGAGGAAGCGGAGGAAAUUCCUGCUCCACUGGCAACGGAGGAGAAAUCAACCUUCGAGAUGGUUGCAGACACACUCGCCAACCUCAUGAGCAAAGUGCAUGUUGGUUGAACCUCAAAUUCUAAUGUGUAGACCUUUUAUUGUACGCCACAACUCCCGGAUCGCAAAUUACCAUGUAUACCAAUUCUAUCGUACAAUAGCAGCAGUUAAGUAUCUCGGUUUUCGAAAGGGUGUCAGAAGAGUAGAAUGUACGCAUUGUGUUCCUAAUUCUAAGUUCCAUUGAACCGAAAAAA